UUUGACUUAUAUGGUGUUGGGAUUAUGUACCAGCUACUCAUGGAUAUAUUGUUUGCCGACAUGAAAUAGAAAGAGGUUAUGGCAUAUCUUGACAAUUUUGUAGUAUGGUUCAACACGUUCGAGAAACAUAUUGCAAGACUGGAGAAAGUGAUGCACAAGUUGAGGCUAGCUCAAAUAAAACUUCAAACACAAAAUGUUUCUUUGCAAACCGAAGGUGAAAGUAUUGGUACUGGUGGUAAAUAAGAACGGGGUAUCCCUAAACAAUGACAAUAUAAAUCUGUACAAGAAUUCCUAUAACUAAAAACUGUUGAGGAGUUACAAAAUUUUCUUCGCCUUCGCCGAUAUUUCACUAUCUCACGAAAACAGUAUGUAAGUUAGUGAAAUUGACGAAACAGUCUACAGGAUGCUGAAAGAAAAACUAUUAUCUGCCCCCAAUUUCGCAGCAUUACGACCCCACUUCAGAGCUAUUGCUGUACUGUGACGCAUUUGAUUAUUUAAUUUUAGCCAUGUUGAUACAAGUGAAGCAAAAUGAGGAGCACACCGGUGUCGUUACGAAUGCUUCAAAAUAAUUAAAUAAGCAGAAGAAAAAUUGCACGAUUUCAGAAAAAGAAAAUUGGUUACAUUUGGAUUAUAUACAUGGUAAACAAGUGACUAUCGACCACCAAUGUUUGUCUUUCAUUAAAGACAUAGGGAAUAACAAUCCCAUCUUCUAUGAUGGAGUAUCUUCCUGGAAGAAUUCGACUGUUCCAUUAAGUACAAAUCAGAAAGUAAAAUGGGUCGUGUGGAUGCUUUGUCAAGAUACUGAAAUCAAACGGCUGUGGCGUAAGAAGACGAUCACUUUUAGACAUACUAUACUCGUUAUAAGCAAUUAAAAAGUUAAAAAAAGACAUUCGGCAUGGAAUAAACCGGUAAAAGGCCUUGAAACGAUAAAGAUUUAAAUAAGACAGCGAAUACAUUAAAUAAUUUCAGAGCCAAAAAGACAAAUGAUACUGUAGGAGAAAGAACUGUGAACAUCGUUCUAUCAUUCAAAGAUUUAUCGACGAAGUAUAUUCAGGAUUACUGAAAACGAUUAGACAAUUCCUUAAAAAGGAGAUUGAAACGCAUACACAGUUUCUCCCAUUGCUGGUGGCUCAUCGCACCAUAUACCUAGUGUCGAAUAACAUUUAGAAAAUACUCAAAAAAACGUGUUACGAAAGAAAAUUAGUGAUACAGUUCUAUACUAUCAAAAUGACUUCAAAUACUAUCCGUAACUUAUUAUGGGAUUUUGAUGACAAGUUUAAAAAUAUGUUAAUUUACUUUUUCCAUAACAAGUGCCAGUUCAACAUCCAGGAGUUAAAAAUUGCAAAAUUCAUAACGGUACAUUUCAACCGUAACCAAGAGUAAAUAAAGAGAAAUAUAUGUGUAAUAUAAAAAACAAAACAGACGCCAAGGUAUACAAUAUACUGCAACAUGAUAUGCAGAAACUAGCAACAGACUGAUGCAUAUAUUCGUGCACUACGAGUAGUAUAUGAAAAUCCAAAGCAGGGAACACCAGCAUUACGUAGAAAGAUAAAAAAAUAUGUAACAAUCGAUAAUAUCCUAUACAGAAAAAAAACUGCUAAUCUAGCCGGGAAGAUAAACUUCUGGUAGUUGCGCGUAAGUUAGUAAAGGAUUUGCUAACUAAAUAUUUAAACGUUUUAGACUUUCAGUUUUAAGGCAUAUUUCAAAAUUAAUUAAAUAUUUCAUGGUUAUAAAGUUGCAACUGUAGAAGGGUGACGUGGUCGAUGGCGGUCUGAUGUGAAACCGAUAACGAAGGCUAGCCUAAACAAUAAAAUAACACGUUGCUUAUCUUAGACAAAAGUGUAUAUGUAAACCAUGAGUAACGAAUGUAAGAAAAUAAUAUAAUAGGCAUUCAUAUAUUGUUCCUUGCGUUGUUCAGCAGUUUGUGAAUUAAAAUACUUCUCUUAAAAUAUACUUUACUUUUCAUUAUCUUAAAUUUUUCUUACAUAAAGACAGCGACGGGAUAUCACCCUGUUAAACCCUUAUAGUGUAUGGACAAAAAUACUUGCAAAGUGCGGUGAAGUGACUUUUGUGACGAACUUAUAAUUGUACACAUAAGAACGAUGAGCACACCACCGGGAACUCCACCACGGCGACGUAAGUCGCGCAAGAGGCCACCCUUGUCCUCAAGUGCUACAUCAUUUACGACUUCUACGAGCAGUGAUACCAAGGGGAAUAGAAGAGCUCGUAAACAGAAAAAGAUAAUUCGUGAUCUUCGGAAACAGGUAGAUGCACUCAACCAAAAGACUGCUGUACCAAUCAAUGACAUCACUCAAGACAAGCGAAAUUUUAUUGAAAGGUAUGUGGAGUUUAUAGAUGAUAAGAGCGUUAAGAAAUUCUUUGGGGAACCAAGGUGGGAUGUAAAUUCAUUCCUGAUAAGAAAUAAACGUCAAGUGGAACAAUUGGAUACAAACCUUGAUAAUCAAUCCUCGGAAGAAGAGCAGCCAGGAUUCUUUGACAGGGCAGCUAAGUUUGUUGUCGAAUUACUACAGCGAUUUUUAAGAUGGAUUAACUCAGACAAUUAAUUUGAAAAAAUGUGUAAUUUAAUAAACAAUCUUAAUUAAUUUGCAUUGUCAAAAUUCUUUCAAUUAAAUAAAACUAAAGGUUUGAUGUGAGAAUAAUAUUGAAACAUAAUCAAACACCUUUUUGAUUACUCGCUAAUUUAUUUAACUACUUCGUUUUUCAUGAAAACCACUAUUAUUAAUUGAUUAUAAAUUCAGCAAUAUAUCGCACACCGUAUCGUUUCUGUACUUUUUCUACUCCGCUUUAUAUCGCCUGGUAACUUAAACUCCGACUUUGUGGCAACUAUUUAUAGGGGCUGACUUUAUUCUAAAAAGAUCCAAAAUGUGACGUCUAGAGAAUCUGGUCUUCUUUGUCACUAUGUCUUGGGUUGUCUAAACGUGACACUGUAUGUUGGGUUGCCUGCAUGUGACAUUGACCCCUUUGUAGAGAGCAAGCCGGUCAUAGUCAAGAUCGAUGAUCUUCAUUUUUACCCGAGGUCCCAUCUGAAUUCGAUAAGCAAUGUCGUUGUCGCGUCGAGUGACGGUAUAUGGACUUGUUGUAGUUUUCUCUUUUUUGUAACUAACUUCUUACACUCUGUGCUGCUUUCCUAAGCGUUACUAUUCUUAUCCCCGAACUACCUUCCACCGAUCCUGUAUGUAUUACUCUAAAGUACUCUAACGGACUUCACUAAUGCCUACUAUAUCUAAAUCUAAUCUAUUCAUAUCAACUUUCAAACUUUUUAGAUUCCCUGCUUGAGUCAUUGCCCUAACACUCUACGUUCCGACUCAUGAAUUACUGCACCUUUUCUUAUUGCACUUGAUAGACAUCCCUCGAGGUAGUCCCCGCCCGGUCAUCCGAAUAGGGGGACUUGUUUACGUCAGGAGUGCUUUACCCCUGAGGACAUCAUUAUUCCAGUUCGGUUUGUUUUAUUUUGGACAUCAUAAUGUAAUGGUUUCCCGUUGCCGUCCACAUCGCCGUAUUAUGCACGAGUGGCAUACCGACCCUCAUUUUUUCUGCCACCUUGAGUACUGAAAGAGCUGCUGCCCUCUUUCAGGGAUUUGUCUUUAUCUGGUUUCUCUUUAAGAAUCCAACCAUUAUGGUUGAACCUACUGUCCAGCUCCCUAAAUCCUCGAAACUGGCAAGCCGAUCGACCCGCUCUAGUUUGUACAAGAAGUCUCGUCGGAUCGGCCAUUAUGCUUAACGUUUCUUAAAUCAUAAGAACUUGUACCUUACACGAUAUAAAAAAGCAAGAUGAGUAAAAAAAGUUGAAUGAUUGAAUAAUUUAUUCCAUGAUUACUAAAAAAUUAUUAUACAAAAUAUAGUUUAAAGAAUAAUACAACAAGUCGAACAAUUAAAUAGAACAAUGCUUAAGAUUGCAUAAUACAUUAAGGCACCUACAAUACGGUAAGCUACUAUAUUUGUGCACUUUUUUAAUAUAGCAUCAAUUAACAAUU
This is a messenger RNA of Agrilus planipennis (emerald ash borer), 3995 nucleotides long. RefSeq lists its product as uncharacterized. Bases 2103 to 2564 code for a protein of 153 amino acids. Lineage: Eukaryota; Metazoa; Arthropoda; Insecta; Coleoptera; Buprestidae. The transcript has 2 exons. The record is from RefSeq and is a predicted model, not a curated record.